Molecule: messenger RNA, 3702 nt
Organism: Pseudopipra pipra
Lineage: Eukaryota; Metazoa; Chordata; Aves; Passeriformes; Pipridae
Exons: 31
Coding region: 459-3662 (1067 amino acids)
Molecular function (GO): protein binding
Source: RefSeq, a predicted model, not a curated record
GGGUCUUCAGGGCUGUUUCUGUCACAUAUUCUCACUUCUCUCUCCGUCUGCAGUUGCUGUUGUGCGCUGUUUCCCCCCCCCCCCUUCCUAAGUUAUCCCAGCUACACCCUCCCCAAUGGACUCGGCCCUGCUCAGCGGCGGGUCGGUCUCGGAACCGGCUGUGGUGCCGCGUCACAAGCCCCCUCUGUGAUGUCUCGGCGCUCCACGGCUGCUGUCCCGGCGCCAGACCCUUGCUGGCCGUCAUUGCUGACUCCGCCGCGACGGGAUCAGCAGCGCUUCUCGGGCUUGGACCGUCGGGGGCUGCGAAGCACAGCUUCCACGCGGAUCUCGCCUUUCAGAUUUGCCCAUCCUCUCCCCACACCCCCUCCCCCUUCCCCUCCCCGCCCGGGACUCGGCAGAGUCUGACGGGCAUCUCCUGUGUCUGUUGAACCCAGGCCGAGGCCGCCGAACGCCGAGAGAUGGCCUGGGUCGACCUGCACAGCGCGGCCGCCCGCGGCGACCUGGACCAGCUGCGGCGGCACUGGUGGCUGAAGAAGUUCUUCAUCAACAGGCGCAACGCAGACAAGCUGACACCUCUGCAUCUUGCUUGCAUAAAUGGCCAUGCAGAUGUUGUUCGAUUUCUAGUAGGCAAGAAUUGCAAGCUAAAUCCUGGUGACAAAUAUAAGAGAUCACCACUGAUGCUGGCAGUACAGCACCAGCACAGAGAUUGUGUGGCUACUCUGCUGGAGCAUGGUGCCAACCGUGCCCACAGAGCUGCUACUGGUAACACCGCCCUUCACUUUGCUGUCCUGGUGUCUAGCAAAUCUCUAGUGGAGCUGUUACUAGAGCAUGGCGCAGAUAUUGAUGUUAAGAAUGAACUGGGAUACACUCCACUUACUCUUGCCAUCACCGAGCGUUGCAAAGGGAUGAUCGAGUUCCUUCUUCAAAAAGGAGCUGACGUGAAUGCUACAGAUAAUCAUAAAAGGACCCCUAUGGAAGUUGCUGCUAUUCUUCAGGAUAAGGAUGCAGUAGAAGUUCUUCUUCGCAAUGGCGGUGUUAUCAAUAAAGAAGACACUGGAGCGUUUGGAGUUCGAGCUUUUGAAAGACUAUUUCGAGAUGAGUUUGUUGCUAAUGAAGGAGAGGAAUAUGAAUGCUCUGAAAGGAAGGGACAAUGUUCUGCCAGAGGCACAGAAGAAAUUAACAUCUCUUUCUCUGGGACAACUGCUGACAUUCUCUCAAAUACACCUGCAUUGCCAGAAUCAUGUAAGACUCUUCGCUAUCAAGGAGGUGUCUUACCAGAAGUGAGAGAAGAGCAGAAGAAAGACAAAGACUGCUCCUGGGAUUCUGAGACUGAUUCCAAAGGUCAAGGGAAAGUGUCCGCUGACCCAACGCUUCCUGCUGCAGUGGGCAAGACUUUGGAUGCGCGCUCUGUUGGAGUGGAGCACGGCAAAGGGGCCUUGCCAGCAGCAGAAGAGCAGAAGGAAGACAGUGACUCCCCCUGGGAUUCUGAGACUGAUUCCAAAGGUCAAGGGAAAGUGUCCGCUGACCCAACGCUUCCUGCUGCAGUGGGCAAGACUUUGGAUGCGCGCUCUGUUGGAGUGGAGCACGGCAAAGGGGCCUUGCCAGCAGCAGAAGAGCAGAAGGAAGACAGUGACUCCCCCUGGGAUUCUGAGACUGAUGCCAAAGGUCAAGGGAAAGUGUCCGCUGACCUGACGCUUCCUGCUGCAGUGAGCAGGAGUUUGGAUGCGCGCUCCGUUGCAGUGGAGCACGGCAAAGGGGCCUUGCCAGCAGCAGAAGAGCAGAAGGAAGACAGUGACUCCCCCUGGGAUUCUGAGACUGAUUCUGACGGUCCCUGGGAUGUGUCGAAAAAUGUGCUACUUUCUGCUGCAUUCGGCAAUAGAUUGGACGCGCGUGCUGUGUUAGUACGGAGCGGCAAAGGGGCCUUGCCAGCAGCAGAGGAGCAGAAGGAAGACAAUGACUCCCCCCGGAAUACUAAGACUGAUUCUGAAGGUCCAGAAGAAAGUGUGCUGCUUCCUGCUGCAGUGGGCAAGACUUUGGAUGCGCGCUCUGUUGCAGUGGAGCACGGCAAAGGGGCCUUGACAGCAGCAGAUGAGCAGAUGGAAGACAAUGACUCCCCCUGGGAUUCUGAGGUACCUGCUCUGGAGGAGGCAGUGAGGUCCCGCUGGAUCAAUGGCUUCUGGGCUCCUUUCCCUUUGCUGCUGCUUUUGCCACACGCUUGCACCUUGGACCUGGACAUGCCAGUGCUGCAGACCAAGUGUUCAACUGAUUCUGAAGGUCCAGAAGAAAGUGUGCUGCUUCCUGCUGCAGUGGGCAAGACUUUGGAUGCGCGCUCUGUUGCAGUGGAGCACGGCAAAGGGGUCUUGCCAGCAGCAGCAGAAGAGCGGAAGGAUAACAAAGACUUUUCCUGGGGAGAUGAUGACAUUUCCUGGCUUUUGGAGACUGAUUCCAAAGGUCAAGGGAAAGUGUCGACCAACGUGUCACUUCGUACUGCAGUGGGCAAGACUUUGGAUGCGCGCUCUGUUGCAGUGGAACACGGCAAAGGGGUCUUGCCAGCAGCAGGAGAAGACCAGAAGGAAGACAAUGACUUUUCCUGGGGAGAUGAUGACAUUUCCUGGCUUUUGGAGACUGAUUCCAAAGGUCAAGGGAAAGUGUCGACCAACUUGACACUUCCUGCUGCAGUGGGCAAGACUUUGGAUGCGCGCUCUGUUGCAGUGGAGCACGGCAAAGGGGUCUUGCCAGCAGCAGAAGAGGAGCAGAAGGAAGACAAUGACUUUUCCUGGGAAGAUGAUGACUUUUCCUGGCUUUUGGAGACUGAUUCCAAAGGUCAAGGAAAAGCGUCGACCAACUUGACACUUCAUGCUGCAGUGGGCAAGAGUUUGGAUGCGCGCUCUGUUGCAGUGGAGCACGGCAAAGGAGCCUUGCCAGCAGCAGAAGAACAGAAGGAAGACAGUGACUCCCCCCGGGAUACUGAGACUGAUUCCAAAGGUCAAGGGAAAGUGUCGACCAACUUGACACUUCCUGCUGCAGUGGGCAAGACUUUGGAUGCGCGCUCUGUUGCAGUGGAGCACGGCAAAGGGGUCUUGCCAGCAGCAGAAGAGGAGCAGAAGGAAGACAAUGACUUUUCCUGGGAAGAUGAUGACUUUUCCUGGCUUUUGGAGACUGAUUCCAAAGGUCAAGGAAAAGCGUCGACCAACUUGACACUUCAUGCUGCAGUGGGCAAGAGUUUGGAUGCGCGCUCUGUUGCAGUGGAGCACGGCAAAGGGGUCUUGCCAGCAGCAGAAGAAGAGCAGAAGGAUAACAAAGACUUUUCCUGGGAAGAUGAUGACUUUUUCUGGCUUUUGGAGACUGAUUGCAAAGGUCAAGGAAAAGCGUCGACCAACUUGACACUUCAUGCUGCAGUGGGCAAGAGUUUGGAUGCGCGCUCUGUUGCAGUGGAGCACGGCAAAGGGGUCUUGCCAGCAGCAGGAGCAGAGCAGAAGGAAGACAGUGACUCCCCCUGGGAUUCUGAGGUAGCUGCUCUGGAGGAGGCAGUGAGGUCCCGCUGGAUCAAUGGCGUCUGGGCUCCUUUCCCUUUGCUGCUGCUUUUGCCACAUGCUUGCACCUUGGACCUGGACAUGCCAGUGCUGCAGACCAAGUGUUCAGUUAAUGCUGGGACAAAGUGAGGUCAAGCUAAUGUCCUGGGUCUCCUUGCAGCUGACCUCC